Molecule: messenger RNA, 996 nt
Organism: Rotaria sordida
Lineage: Eukaryota; Metazoa; Rotifera; Eurotatoria; Philodinida; Philodinidae
Source: the annotation of a GenBank genome assembly
AUGCCAUUCUUUUUUGUUCUCGAAUUCUGUUCGUACAUAAACCGUAUUAGCUUGGGUAAUAUCCAAUUAACCGGUAUUAAACAAGAUCUCAACAUAUCGGUAACGGAGAGUAUGUGGCUCGUAUCUCUCUUUUAUGUAGCAUAUUUGAUCUUUGCAAUUCCAAGUGUUAUUCUUCAGCGCUUUCUUCGACCGACCUCUCAUUUGUCGUUGAGUCUUAUUGCAUUGGGGGCAUUUACUAUAGGUAUGGCUUUUGUAAAGAAUAUCAAAGUGCUGCUAGCCCUUCGAUUUCUACUUGGUUUGGCUGAAGCUGGUGUCUUUCCCGGAAUCAUCAUCUAUAUUUCUUUUUGGUAUCGCAAAAGAGAACAAGCUAUGAGAAUGGCCAUCUUCUUUGGCGCUGCCAUUAUUGCCGGUGCUGCUAGUGGCAUUUUGGCCUAUGGUAUCAUUCGAAUGAAUGGCAUGGCUGGUCUUGAAGGCUGGCGAUGGAUAUUCUUGCUGGAAAGUCUACCGAUUAUUCCACUCGGUAUUAUCACCUUUUUCUUCCUCGCAAACAUACCUGAGACAGUUCAAUGGUUGGAUCAUUGUGAAAGGGCGCUGCUCACGACUAUUCUCCAAGAGGAUGAGGGCAUGGCAAACACAUGUUGUGGAACAUUUUCUGCCUAUGUUAUCUUGUUAUCUUGGCUAACGAACAACGUGGGUGGACGUACGAAACGAGCGAUUAGUCUUGGCUUUGUGGUGGGUAUCGGCCAGAUUGGUGGUAUUGUGGGGCCUCUGGUGUACCGUAAUGUUGACAAUCCGACAUACAGACGAGGGAAUAUUAUCAAUACUGGAGUUGUAGUGGGCACUUUGGUAACGAUUAUUAUUCUACGCAUCUGUUUGGCGUGGGAAAAUCGUCGUCGAAAUAAUUUGUCGUACGAAGAGUAUCAACAAGAAGCAGCCGUUAAAGAACCAUGUGAUCGGCAUCCAGAAGUGCGCAUUAAAUAUAUUUUAUUUCUAUGA